AUGUCUACUCCCGAGCCCACAAUCCAGGAAUUGCUCGCCAAGCCGCGUAGCGAGUUGACCGAGUAUGAAGUCGGUCGUGUCGGUCACUACGAGCUGACCCACGGUCCUUUUUCGCUUCUUUACAACGCCUGCAACAGCGGCCAGCAGGUCCUGAUCAACACUCGCGGCAAUCGAAAGCUCCUUGCCCGCGUCAAGGCCUUCGAUCGUCACUGUAACAUGGUUCUCGAGAACGUUAAGGAAAUGUGGACUGAGAAGCCCCGCGGUGGCGGCAAGGGCAAGCUCGUUAACAGGGAUCGUUUUAUCAGCAAGAUGUUCGUGCGUGGCGACGUUGUCAUCCUCGUGAUGCUGGCCUAA
This is a messenger RNA of Penicillium bovifimosum, 354 nucleotides long. Its product is annotated as mRNA splicing protein SMD2. Gene Ontology annotation, cellular component: U5 snRNP; U4/U6 x U5 tri-snRNP complex; catalytic step 2 spliceosome. The record is from RefSeq and is a predicted model, not a curated record. Bases 1 to 354 code for a protein of 117 amino acids. Lineage: Eukaryota; Fungi; Ascomycota; Eurotiomycetes; Eurotiales; Aspergillaceae. Gene Ontology annotation, biological process: RNA splicing; spliceosomal snRNP assembly. The transcript has 4 exons. Gene Ontology annotation, molecular function: RNA binding.